AGCAGCCUCCGGCGCUGUCUCCCCGGAGCCGACCGGGCCACGCCAGGCCGGGCGGGCCGGCGGGCUGAGGCAAAGCAGUGGAGCAGGGAGCAGAAACGCUAGACGCAGUGGUCGUGGCGCGGCGGCGGCGGCUCCCCUGGAGGCCGGGGAUGUGGGAGAGGCGGUGGCAGCAGCGGCGGAGGCGGCGCUGCGGACCCGGGGGGAACUGCUGGCUGACAGGACACCCGGGAGAGACGUGAGGGAGCCGCCGCUGCCGCCUCUCACCCCCGAGCGGAGCUGGGCUCGAGAGGGCGGCCCUGUGCUCCCCGGGCCAACAGGCCAGCCGGCGCGGGGCGGGGGCGGGAAGCCGGGCUCCGGCCCGGCCGGGCUCUCGGCGCCAGGAGGUGGCGGCCGCGGAGGAGCAGCCUCGGUGCGACGUGGAGGGCUGCAGGCGGCGGAGAUGCACUAGGCCUCGCUCUGGGCGGCUGCCCGGAACCCGCAGUUGAGUGGUGAUUUUAUGCAAUGGCUUCAAGCCACAGUUCUUCACCAGUGCCUCAAGGAAGCAGCAGUGAUGUUUUCUUUAAAAAAGAGGUAGAUCCAACAAAACACAUUCGACCUGUGCAGUCACUGCCAGAUGUGUGUCCCAAGGAACCCACAGGUGUUUCAAAUAGUUUAUGUGUUGCCCCAUCUCUAGUUACAGAUCAACUUAGAUGGACUAUAUAUCAUUCCAAAGUAAAUCUCCCAGCAGCAUUAAAUGAUCCUAGAUUAGCAAAAAGAGAAUCUGACUUCUUCACAAAAACAUGGGGACCGGACUUUGUGGACACUGAAGUCAUACCUUCGUUCUACCUCCCACAGAUCAGCAAGGAACAUUUUACAGUAUAUCAACAGGAAAUCUCUCAGAAAGAGAAGAUUCAUGAGAGAUGCAAGAAUAUUUGUCCUCCUAAAGAUACCUUUGACAGGACUCUUGUACAUACUCAUGAUAAAUCCAGGACAGAUCUGGAGCAAGUACCUAAGAUUUUUAUGAAACCAGAUUUUGCCUUGGACGAUUCCUUAACUUUUAAUUCAGUUUUACCAUGGUCUCAUUUUAAUACUGCUGGUGGAAAAGGAAAUCGUGAUGCAGCUUCCUCAAAGUUGCUUCAAGAAAAGCUGAGCCAUUAUCUGGAUAUUGUGGAAGUAAACAUUGCUCACCAGAUCUCUCUACGUUCAGAAGCAUUUUUUCAUGCGAUGACCUCUCAACAUGAAUUGCAGGACUACCUCAAGAAAACUUCCCAGGCUGUAAAAAUGCUUCGAGAUAAAAUCACACAGAUUGAUAAAGUAAUGUGUGAAGGAUCACUACACGUUUUAAGACUGGCACUCACCAGAAAUAAUUGUGUUAAAGUGUACAAUAAACUGAAGUUAAUGGCUACUGUACACCAGACUCAGCCUACAGUACAGGUGUUAUUAUCUACUUCUGAAUUUGUUGGAGCACUGGACUUAAUAGCAACAACACAAGAGGUUCUACAGCAGGAACUUCAGGGCAUUCACAGUUUCCGGCAUUUGGGAUCACAGCUUUGUGAAUUAGAAAAACUGAUAGAUAAAAUGAUGAUUGCAGAGUUUUCUACUUAUUCUCACAGUGACUUAAAUAGACCACUGGAAGAUGACUGUCAAGUUUUAGAAGAGGAAAGACUAGUAUCUCUUGUAUUUGGACUUUUAAAACAAAGAAAACUUAAUUUUUUAGAAAUCUAUAGUGAAGAAAUGAUUAUUACAGCAAAAAAUAUCAUUAAACAGUGUGUGAUUAAUAAAGUUUCACAAAUAGAAGAAAUAGACACAGAUGUUGUUGUGAAGCUUGCAGACCAGAUGAGAAUGUUGAAUUUCCCCCAGUGGUUUGAUCUGCUAAAGGAUAUUUUCUCUAAGUUUACAAUUUUCCUACAGAGAGUUAAGGCAACAUUAAAUAUCAUUCACAGUGUUGUUCUCUCAGUUCUUGACAAAAACCAAAGGACUAGAGAAUUGGAGGAGAUUUCACAACAGAAGAAUGCUGCAAAAGAUAAUUCAUUGGACACAGAGGUGGCUUAUUUAAUCCAUGAAGGCAUGUUUAUAAGUGAUGCAUUCAGUGAGGGUGAAUUGACAGCUAUGACAGUCGACACUGCCUCUCAAAGGAAUGCAUCUCCAAAUAGUGAGCCCUGCAGCAGUGAUUCCGUGUCAGAGCCAGAAUGUACUGAUUCUUCAUCCAGUAAAGAGCAGACAUCAUCAUCUGCUACUCCAGGAGGAGUGGAUAUUAUGGUCAGUGAAGACAUGAAAUUAACUGACUUAGAGCUAGGAAAGCUGGCAAAUAAUAUCCAGGAGUUAUUGUAUAGUGCCUCAGAUAUAUGCCAUGAUCGAGCUGUCAAAUUUCUCAUGUCAAGAGCAAAGGAUGGUUUUCUUGAGAAGCUAAAUUCCAUGGAAUUCAUAACACUUUCUAGAUUAAUGGAAACAUUCAUUUUAGACACUGAACAGAUCUGUGGAAGAAAAAGUAUGUCAUUACUUGGAGCACUUCAGAGCCAAGCUAAUAAAUUUGUAAAUAGGUUUCACGAAGAGAGAAAAACCAAACUGAGUCUUCUCUUAGACAAUGAGCGCUGGAAGCAAGCUGAUGUUCCUGCAGAAUUUCAGGAUCUUGUUGAUUCUAUAUCAGAUGGAAAGAUUGCUUUACCCGAAAAAAAAUUAGGAGCUAUAGAAGAAAGAAAACCAGCUGAGGUUCUCAUUGUUGAAGGACAACAAUAUGCUGUUGUUGGAACUGUAUUGCUGUUAAUAAGAAUUAUCCUUGAAUAUUGCCAGUGUGUGGAUAACAUCCCAUCCGUUACUACUGACAUGCUUACUCGUCUGUCAGAUUUAUUGAAGUACUUCAAUUCAAGAAGUUGCCAAUUAGUUCUUGGAGCUGGUGCACUGCAAGUUGUUGGACUAAAAACAAUAACUACAAAAAAUUUGGCUCUGUCUUCACGAUGUUUGCAGUUAAUUGUGCACUACAUUCCUGUGAUCCGGGGUCAUUUUGAAGCUCGACUACCACCUAAGCAAUAUAGCAUGCUUAGGCAUUUUGAUCAUAUCACUAAGGACUACCAUGACCACAUAGCUGAAAUAUCAGCUAAGCUUGUAGCGAUAAUGGAUAGCUUAUUUGACAAGCUGUUAUCUAAGUAUGAAGUGAAAGCUCCUGUUCCUUCUGCCUGCUUCAGGAAUAUUUGUAAGCAAAUGGCAAAAAUGCAUGAAGCUAUAUUUGAUCUCCUUCCAGAAGAACAAACACAGAUGUUAUUUUUAAGAAUUAAUGCAAGUUACAAACUCCACUUGAAAAAGCAGUUAUCUCACUUAAAUGUGAUAAAUGAUGGAGGACCUCAAAAUGGGUUGGUCACAGCAGAUGUAGCUUUUUACACUGGAAAUCUUCAAGCCUUAAAAGGCCUUAAAGAUUUGGACCUAAAUAUGGCUGAGAUCUGGGAACAGAAGAGGUGAUGUCAUGCUGGAAAGCUGGGUAGUUCAUCUGACCAUGGGAUGUGUAUGUUUAUGAAGAAAAUCUGGAUGUGUAUGAUUCAAGAACUGAACCUGGAACCCAAAGUGAACUGGGGUGGGGUAAGGGAAAAAGGAAAGUAUCAGUGUUGGGAAACUGGAUUCAGUGGGAUCUACAAGGAAUGCCAUUUUGGUGCAUCCUGCAGUGAGGAGUUAACUGAUCAGGUGUCUAUAACAUUUUUCAUUCUCUCUGGAAACAGACUCAGGUUUCUUUGGACCAAAUCCAAAAGAACACAUAGCUGUAACACAGCUGUAGUUGACUAGAAUGCUCUGUAUACUUUAUAUUAAAAAAUGCUUUGCAUUUCUUCCAGUGCAAUGAAAUUCAUAUGGUGUCCCACCUUAUUUAAUGAUGGUACAAUUUAAAAUAUUAAAAUCUUAGUCAACCUCUGUAGAAAGUUUUCUCUAUGAAAGUAAAGCUGUUUGAAAAAUUAUUUUUUUACAGAUCUUUCUAUAAAAAAUAAACAUCUUUUGACUGCUUGGA
Molecule: messenger RNA, 3967 nt
Organism: Propithecus coquereli (Coquerel's sifaka)
Lineage: Eukaryota; Metazoa; Chordata; Mammalia; Primates; Indriidae
Gene: VPS54
Product: vacuolar protein sorting 54 homolog (S. cerevisiae)
Exons: 23
Coding region: 502-3432 (976 amino acids)
Biological process (GO): Golgi to vacuole transport; retrograde transport, endosome to Golgi
Cellular component (GO): GARP complex
Molecular function (GO): syntaxin binding
Source: RefSeq, a predicted model, not a curated record